AAGCAGGUCGGAAGACUAUAGAGAGGGAACUCUGGGAGGUGGCCGUCCGGAAUCUAGGCGACGGGGCGAGACGGGGCGAGACGGGGCCGGUAGGUGGCAGGAGGGGGCCGGGCCGGAGCCGGCGGGAGGGCCAGGCCCCGAAGCCCCCGCCCUGGCUUGCCCGCCCCGGCCGCGGAGGAGAAAACGGAGGAUGAUCUCCAGAUACACUCGGAAGGCCGUGCCACAGAGCGUGGAGCUGAAAGGAAUAACAAAGCAUGCUCUUAACCAUCAUCCCCUUCCAGAGCAACUGGAUGACAUCUCCUCUACCAAUGACAGCCAUGAAAAAGAUUCAAGCUCUCAAAGUGAGUCUGACAUCACCCAAGAAUCACCUUUUACCUCAACUGACACCGGGAAUUCACGUUCUGCUUUUCCAAGCUAUGCAGGCACAGGGAUCUCUACAGAAGGCAGUUCUGACUUCUCCUGGGGAUAUGGUGAACUUGACCAAAAUGCCACUGAGAAGGUGCAGGCAAUGUUCACGGCCAUCGACGAGCUCCUGUAUGAGCAGAAGCUGAGUGUGCACACACACAGUCUGCAGAAGGAGUGCCAGCAGUGGGCAUCCAGCUUUCCUCACCUCAGGAUUCUAGGCCGGCAGAUAGUCACUCCAAGUGAAGGCUAUGGACUGUACCCCAGAUCGCCUUCUGCUGUGUCAGCUUCUCAUGAAGCAGCCUUAUCUCAAGAGAGAGAGUCUACCAUUUUUGGUAUAAGGGGAAAGAAGUUACAUUUUUCAUCUUCUUAUGCUCAUAAAGCAUCUCCCACCAAUAAACCCUCUGGCUUGUCUGCCGUGGAAGGGGAAGAAGUGGACUGUAUAAUCUUUUCUGAAGGAAUAAUAGAGGAGUACCUAGCUUUUGACCACACGGAUAUGGAAGAGGGAUUUCAUGGAAACAAAUCAGAAGCAGCUACAGAGAAACAGAAGUUAGGGUACCCUCCCAUUGCUCCAUUUGACUGCAUGAAAGAGGAUGUCCUUGCUUAUGUUUUUGACAACGUGUGGAGCAAGGUUGUGGGCUGUAUGGAGCAGUUGACACGUAGUCACUGGGAGGGAUUUGCUUCUGAUGAUGAGAGUAACGUUGAAAUUACCAGACUGGAUUCCGGAAGUCCCUGUGUGCUGAACGAACAGCAUCCUUUGGUCUUACCUCGAAUGCCGCAGUCCAAGGUGCUGUCCAUCACCUCAAAUCCGAUGAGUUUCUGUCAAGCAAGUGGUCACCAGCCAAAUGUGAAUGGCCUCUUGGUUCAUGGGAUGCCGCUACAGCCGAGGAACCUCUCUCUGAUGGACAAGCUCCUAGAUCUUGAUGACAAGCUACUUAUGAGGCCUGGCUCCAGUUCCGUCCUUUCAAACAGAAAUUGGCCAAACCGAGCCCUGGAGCUCAGUACGUCAUCUUUGUCAUAUACAGUGCAGUCCGCCAGAAGACGCAACCCUCCACCACGUACCCUUCAUCCUAUCAGCACCAGCCACUCACGCGCCGGGACGCCAUGGCCAGCAGAAGAAGUCCUCAGAGGAUCCCGGGUUCCAGUGACCGCAGACACUCUCUCUUCUUCCUCACCAAUGCCCCUGGGUCGGAACAAUCUGCUGCCACCUAUUGGAACAGCUGACGUAGAGCAUCUGAGCACCGUGGGGCCACCGCGGCCAACAAAACCCCACGGUGACUCCAGCCGAGCUCGAAGUGCGGUGGUGGAUGAGUCUAACCAGCAGCCCCAAGAGAGGCUCCUUUUACCUGUCUUCUCCAGACCCAACACAACUCAGUCGUUCUUGGUCCUCAGUCACAUGGGUCUACAAAACCUCAAUGCAGAGGUGGACCCAUCUCUAGAACCAGGCAGUGACCACAGGGCAAGUGAGAAUCUGCAAGGCUGCAGCAGACUGCAAACACAUGGAAGGUUUCGUGCACCAGUGCUCAGGCCCGAGACGAAGCAAAGCUUGGGCCAUCUUCAAAGCUAUCUUGGUAGGACUGUCCGAGCAACACUACAGAGUAUCUGCCAAAGACUGCGUGGGCAACUGUUCUGUGUCCAGUUACUUACUGUCUUCUUCCAGCUGUUCCACUGGGCAGUAAAGACUGUACCCAAAGACAUGACAAUGAAAAACCACCCCUAAUCACUGCUGUUGUCUGUAACCAAUCACCAGUUCAAUUCUUGUACAAUUCAGUGAGAUUACAUACACACAGAUGAUUCAGAUCACUGGCUUCAGAAUAUUUCUGCUUAUAUUAAUUUCUGGAGAACUGCACUGUUCUAACAUAUUUUUAGAAGUGCUGCCAAAAAUCUGAGAUACUCGUCAAAUAAAUGUCAUUCCUAAACUUUAAGUCCCUUAUUACAUUUAAGUUAUUUUUGUGUGUGUGCAUGUGUGUGGGCAUACACAUGGUCAGAGGACAGCUUGCAGGAGUCAGGCCGAACCCAGGGGUCUCGGGGGAGGGGCCUUUGCCUGCUGAGCCACCCCGCCAGCCAAUCUUCCUUUCUAAAAAGCAGAAUAAAAUAAAAAGCUAACUAUAGAUAAUCAG
Onychomys torridus (southern grasshopper mouse) is the source of this 2522-nucleotide messenger RNA. RefSeq names its product family with sequence similarity 149 member B1 (gene Fam149b1). The transcript has 13 exons. Bases 191 to 2122 code for a protein of 643 amino acids. Gene Ontology annotation, biological process: cilium assembly; protein localization to cilium. The record is from RefSeq and is a predicted model, not a curated record. Lineage: Eukaryota; Metazoa; Chordata; Mammalia; Rodentia; Cricetidae.